This is a messenger RNA of Vitis riparia (riverbank grape), 2691 nucleotides long. RefSeq names its product putative pentatricopeptide repeat-containing protein At1g12700, mitochondrial. The record is from RefSeq and is a predicted model, not a curated record. The transcript has 2 exons. Bases 16 to 1707 code for a protein of 563 amino acids. Gene Ontology annotation, molecular function: protein binding. Gene Ontology annotation, cellular component: chloroplast. Lineage: Eukaryota; Viridiplantae; Streptophyta; Magnoliopsida; Vitales; Vitaceae.
GGUUCCGGUACAGGGAUGCUUUCUAUUCCUUCUCCAUUCUUGUCUUCAUUACAUAAUAGAUUUCGUUCCAAAUACCUUCAUUUCAAUACUCUGGAUGAUGCCCUCUCUUCAUUUAAUAGAAUGCUUCAUAUGCAUCCUCCUCCCUCCAUCGUUGAUUUCGCAAAAAUUUUAACCUCCAUCACUAAAGUGAAACGCUACUCCACUGUGCUUUCUCUUUCCAGGAAAAUGGAUUCUUUUGGAAUUCCACACAAUGUUUACACUCUCAACGUCCUCAUUAACUCUUUCUGCCAUCUGAAUCGGGUGAAUUUCGCUUUCUCCGUUUUAGCCAAAAUCCUCAAACUUGGUUGUCAACCCGACACUGCAUCCUUCACGACCUUGAUUAAGGGCCUGUGUCUUGAGGGUCAAAUUGGCGAAGCCCUCCACUUGUUUGAUAAAAUGAUUGGGGAAGGUUUUCAACCCGAUGUAGUUAUAUAUGCAACAUUGAUAAAUGGGUUAUGCAAAACGGGGCACACUAGUGCCGCCAUCAGGUUACUUCGGAGCAUGGAGAAAGGAAAUUGUCAGCCUGACGUAGUUGUCUAUGGCACCCUCAUUCAUAGCCUUUGUAAGGAUAGACAACUGACCCAAGCUUUCAACCUUUUCUCUGAGAUGAUCACUAAAGGCAUUUCACCUAAUAUUGUUACUUGCAACUCAUUAGUUUAUGCUCUUUGUAAUUUAGGUGAGUGGAAACAUGUUAAUACGCUGUUGAAUGAAAUGGUAGAUAGCAAGAUAAUGCCAAAUGCAAUUAGUUUGACUACAGUGGUGGAUGCACUCUGUAAAGAAGGAAUGGUCGCCCAAGCACAUGAUGUCAUUGACAUGAUGAUUCAAAGUGGCAUGGAGCCUGAUGUAGUCACCUACACUGCAUUGAUGGAUGGACAUUGUUUGCGAUCUGAAAUGGAUGAGGCAGUUGAAGUAUUUGAUAUGAUGGUUCAUAAGGGCUGUGCACCUAAUGUUUUCAGCUAUAACACCUUGAUUAAUGGUUAUUGUAAGAUUGAAAGGAUGGAUAAGGCCAUGUAUCUCUUUGAAGAAAUGUGUCGACAAAAAUUGAUUCCCAACACCGUGACUUACAACACUCUUAUACAUGGUUUAUGCCAUGUGGGAAGACUCCAGGAUGCAAUAGCACUUUUUCGUGAGAUGGUAGCUUGUGGCCAAAUUCCUGAUCUUGUCACUUACCGCAUUUUAUUGGACUAUCUAUGCAAAAAUCGUCAUCUUGAUAAAGCUAUGGCUUUGCUGAAAGCUAUUGAAGGUAGUAAUUUGGAUCCUGAUAUACAAAUUUAUACUAUUGUCAUUGAUGGCAUGUGUAGGGCUGGUGAACUUGAAGAUGCAAGGAAUCUCUUUUCCAAUCUCUCCUCUAAAGGAUUAAAGCCUAAUGUUUGGACUUAUAAUGUUAUGAUCCAUGGGCUUUGUAAAAGAGGUUUAUUAGAUGAGGCAACUAAGUUAUUUAUGGAAAUGGAUGAGAAUAGUUGCUCAGCAGAUGGUUGCACUUACAAUACAAUUACCCAAGGAUUUUUAAGGAAUAAUGAGACAUGGAGAGCUAUUCAACUUCUUGAAGAAAUGCUUGCAAGGGGAUUUUCUUGUGAUGUGUCCACCACCACAUUGUUAGUGGGAAUGUUAUCUGAUGAUGGAUUGGAUCAAUCUGUAAAACAAAUUCUAUGCAAGUAUGUGCAGUAAAAGUUAUGAUUUUUAUCAACUCCAAACAUGGAAUUCUUGGAGGGUCCCACUCUUCUUUGUAGUUAAUGGCUUUUGAUUUUAUCAACAAGUUUUUGCAAGCAAACAAGUUUAAUAGAUCAAAAAAUCAUGUUGCUACAAGAGAUUGAUCUAGCAAGCAAGAGUUGACUUUCUGUUAUUUUCAUGUGUUUACUUGCCAUUGGUGUCCUUCCAGGUGGAUUUCAUUUAGUGGACCUUAAACUGAUUGUCUUUUAGAAAUGGUAUGAGCAAUCAUUCAUUAGUUACUACCACUGGUGUCACUUAGAAUAAGUUUGUUCUUAGGUUUGAGCUCAACUAUAAAGAGGGGUCAUUGUUAGCAAUUGAAGGUGAAAGAUUAUACAUUUCAGAGUGUCUGAAGAAAUUGUAGAAGUUUCAUCUCUUCUCUAAUGGUGGGGCACACUCAAACUUGGCUAAUGGUGAAUAUUCCAGAAAUGGAGAUGCAGUAAAUGACUCAAAAGAGCUCAACUAUAAAGAGGGGUCUCAAGAAGGUGGUGGAAUGGAAGAGACUGAUUUGCCUAUGUAAAAUGAUAUUUCUGUAUCUAGAGGAAGCCCACAAGCUGGAGGACAUGUUCCCUCAUCUGAGAAUCCAGGUGAAAGAUACUCUGUGUUCUGUAAAGAAGAUGAUAUAAAUGCUCUUGGGAAAGUGAUUUCUGAUCUAAAUGAUUGGUUGGAAGAACUUGAGGAAGACAUGAUUUUCUUGAGCACACCAUCAACUUACUCAGAAAUGGAGAUGAGAGACUUCAAACGAUUCAGCGGACAGCUUCAAUCUGCAAGAAUUAUGGAAAAUUGGGCCAUGAAGAAGAGAUCAAACUGUUUCUUGAGGCUUUAGGCCACUAGCAUUGUGAUGAUGCAGAUAUCAUUCCUAAGGAUCCAUAGGUGGGGUAGGGAGGACUUCAGGAUGCCCCUGGAGUAGCCUAGUGGAGCGUGCUGUAUUUAUUGUGUUUGUGG